Messenger RNA from Patella vulgata (common limpet), 3108 nucleotides. RefSeq names its product solute carrier organic anion transporter family member 2A1. Bases 193 to 2196 code for a protein of 667 amino acids. Gene Ontology annotation, cellular component: membrane. NCBI's taxonomy places the organism in Eukaryota, Metazoa, Mollusca, Gastropoda, Patellidae. Gene Ontology annotation, molecular function: protein binding. The transcript is spliced from 10 exons. Gene Ontology annotation, biological process: sodium-independent organic anion transport; transmembrane transport. The record is from RefSeq and is a predicted model, not a curated record.
UGCUAGGGAAAGGUUGUUAUUGAAAUUUACCCCCUAUAUAAAAUAACCCUUCCAUAGCCGAACCAACCAGUAGUGACACAUUUAAUUUGUGUUAUGAUCUGGCUUGAGACAGAGAUGGAAAGAAACAGUCGCAGAAACUACGUCAAUUAGGAAAGACAGAUUAACAACGAUUUGUUUAAACUGAUCUGAGUCAUGGAUAAGAAAAACAGAAACGGAGAAUAUUCUCCUCCGGCGGAACAGAAUAAAGAUGACCAGGAUACAGAAUGUGGCAUGGGGUCAUGUGAACCAACUAAACUAAAAUGUUGUGCGACCAUGGGAUGUUUUACCGCUGUAUAUGGUCUGUCAGGACUUGUGACAUCAUCUUUACAGAUCUAUAUCAAUUCUCAGAUUACGACAAUCGAGAGACAGUUCGGUUUUAGUAGUUCUGUUAGUGGAUUAAUUCUGUCAAGUAACGAUAUAGGUUAUCUUUUAACCACACUGUUUAUGAGUUAUAUUGCCAGAAAAACACAUAUCCCACGUGUUUUAGCCUUAUCCACCAUGUUUUUCGGAUUUUCGGGACUUAUUUGCAGCAUUCCGCACUUCAUGGAUAUGGAUAGCUUUCGACUGAGUUACCGAGAGGGAAAUAUAACUACAAUGACAGCAAGUCCUCUACAAAGUGGAUCUCUUUGUUUGAAUAAUACUUUUAGUGGUGUGAACGAGACGCUUCUUCAUUGUGGAACAACUGAAAAUAUUAAUAAAAACGCCACCAUAAGAACCGUGGCCAUAUUGUUAUUAUCGAUAGGGAUGUGUUUACAGGGUUUCGGUAAAUCGCCUAGAUAUCCUUUCCUGGCAACCUAUGUUGAUGAUAAUGUCGAACAAACAAAGACCCCACUUUAUCUCGGUAUUAUAUCAAGUGUGGGAAUAUUUGGGCCAGCUCUAGGUUUUACGCUAGGUGGCGUCUUCAGUAAAAUUUAUGUAACACUCGAAGAAACCAACAUGUCUCUUAGAGAUCCAAGAUGGAUAGGCGCAUGGUGGCUAGGAUUCUUAUUUUUCGGUUCGAUUGGUGUAAUAGCAGGAAUCCCGCUAUUAUGUUUUCCAAGAAAGAUGAGAAGUCGACCAAAAAAUCUAGACAAUCUAAAAACCAAAAAAGCAGUGAAAUCCAAUAACAAAUGUGCAGAAUUGAAAGGAUUAUUUAAGUCGAUUUUUCGUCUGUUGAGCAGCCCUAUCUAUAUGUGUUGUACUUUAUCUACAUGUGUUAUAUUGUUCUCCAUCAGCGGCAUGUUGGCCUUUUUACCUAAAUAUCUUGAAUCACAUUUUCAUAUACCAACCUGGAAGGCCAAUGUUCUAUUAGGUACCGUAAAUGUUUUUGGAGCUGCAAGUGGUGCUUUAACUGGCGGUAUUUUAACGUCGAAAUUAAAACUGACACCCAUGACGUGCUUAAAGCUGGUUACUGGAGUCACCUUUUUCUCGUCGUUUAUUAUAGCUACUGGGUAUUUUAUAACAUGUCCUAAACCAGAAAUCAAUCAGGGAUUAUCAAGAACUUAUAUAACUACCAAGGAGUACAAUACAACACAGUGUGAUAUAGAUCUAUGUGGGUGUGAUAAUGAGAGAUAUUUCCCAGUUUGUGGCUCUGAUAAUCAAAAUUAUUUUUCACCGUGUCAUGCUGGCUGUACUAUUAACGAUAAUAUGUUGUUUACCAAUUGUUCGUGUAUUGAAGAUGAAAAAUCUACGGCAGAACCAGGUUUAUGUGUAGGAGAAUGUCCUUUAAUAUGGCCAUAUGUCGCCUUUAACUUUGUCGGUGCCUUUGUAUCGACUUUGAUAAUAUUACCAAACUUCGUUAUAUCCGUCAGAAGUAUCAAAGAAUCCGAUAAGCCGUUAGGAAUCGGCAUGUCAGCUUUCUUAGCUACAUUACUAGGUUGGUUUCCGGGACCGGUGGUUUAUGGGAAGAUCAUUGAUACCACGUGCUUGAUUUGGUCUGACACGUGUACAGGAAAGGGGGCGUGCAGUAUGUAUGAUAUAGAUGACCUGAGAGUGAAAUACCAUACAUUAUUUGUCGGUGCUCGAUGUAUUGCAACCCUGUUCUAUGUGGUUGCUCUUAUUAUUGCUUUAAAGAAGAAACAACCAUUUUUCGUGGACAGAAAAGAUAACCCUGCGGAGAUGGAAAUGAUGAUCGUAAAGAAAAAUGAUAUACUCAAAACAAAAGGAACAAAAGUUUAAAGACGGCCGACAUUCAAAAUUAAUUUUCAUAUUAAUUGUGGACGUUAUUGGGUACUUAAAUUACCGUGCGGUUGAUUCUAAAGUGUUAAUGAAAAUGGCAAGACUAAUUUAUGUCUGUUGACUACCAAUAUUUGCCAUAGGGAAUCCUUCAUUCACAGAUGAUUGUGGAAAUUCUAGUUGCUUCCUUUGAUUUAUGCUCUUUGUAUUGAUAAUUCUUUGGCUGUUUACCGUUUUACCGUUAAUUUGAGAUAUCACCAGUUACUUCCCUUGAGUUGAGAAUGGUUUCAGACCACCAAUUUUUUGCCUAUUGACGUCACUGUUAAAUAGCUGUAACAUUACAGACUGUAGCGUUUUGUUUAACAUUCCGUUGGUUCCAAUUUGUAUAGGCACAAAGGGGACCGCAUUUGGUAAUCUCUGCAUCAUACUUUAGUAGGGGGUUGACUGUUUAGAUUUUUUGCUAUGAGGAUUUGAUGUUGACUGGGGUCAAGAAAUGAAAAAAAAAGUCAACCGAAAAAAUGCAGAAAAGAGUAGAUAACAAUUAAAGGAAAAAUUGUCUAUUUAUAACUCGCACUACAUCAUGGAAUAAGGGGAAAUAAUUACCGACCUUGGGCCAUAUCUGAAAGUACAUCCCUUGGAUUAAUCGUGUGUCGCAACAUGAAGGCUAAUACUGGCAUGAAAUAUGACGUGACAGUCACUGUCUUCUUUCAUAUAGUUCGUCAUAUAACCAGUAAGUUCCGUCUUAAUAUCUUAGAAAAAUACAGUAAAUGCAAAUAUAUUUUUUUAUAACCAUAUAUAAUACCUAUAUUAUUAUAAUAACAAAUAUAUUCCUAAUCAUUAUUUACAAUUUUCUACUAUUUACUAUUUUUAUUGAUGAUACUCUAAUCCAUUGAUUCGAGAAAUAAACAAUUUUAA